GCUUUUUGGUGAUGCGUUGUUGUCUCUCGGAAUAUAUUCUUGCUUGAUCUGGUCCAGGUCGCUGUUUUGUGCCGCGGCGGAGCGACAAGGGACAGGAAGGUAGGAUUUUGUUACCAUUAUGCAGAUGCGCACUGACUUCUGAAAUUCAUUAAUCUAGACACCUUGGUGCUGGAGCUUUUGUGAUGAAUGAUAAAUGAGGUCAAUGAAGACUGCAAUGCUUCGUCUGCUCAAACCACAACCUCGGGGGAACCAGGAACUGAUUUUAGGCAGCCGAUGGUGGUGGACCAGGAAAGAAGCUCAACCACGGGAUUACGAAGUUCAUGCCGCGCAAGCAGGAGGGUCUAGCACUGCUAAUCUUCUACAGGCUUUGGAGGAGUACCUGCCAGUUCUGCUAGGACUGGUGAAAGAAAGCAGUGAGCUGAGAAACAAAGUGCAGUUUGUUUGGUCUAACCAAGAAGAUGAUGCUGAGGAGACAUCCAUGGCAGAUGCUUGGUACGAGGUGUUGUCUGUGCUGCACCUGAUGGCCAUGUUGUGCUUCCUGCAGGCCAACUCUCUGCUUCUUCCUAGGUCAUACAGUGACGGCUAUGGGCCGAGAGUAUCUGAAGAGAGCAGGCGAGCCACUGUUGAUGUUUUCUUGAAAGCAGCUGGGUUCUUGGAUUGUGCAGUUAAUCAAGUACUUCUGCAGAUACCACCCGAGAAAAGAAGGGCACUCCCAGUAGAUCUAGCAGAAGGAAAUCUAAAAGCACUUAGCUUGCAAGGACUUGGCCAGGGAGUUGAUAUGCAACUUGGAUUGGCAAUUGAUAAUCCAAAGGCUACUUUAGCAGUAAAACGGCGUUUAGCUUGCGAACUGGUCAAAUAUUGGCAACAGAUUAAGGAUAGCAUACCAGAGCUUUCUUUGUCAGAUGGAUGGGCGAAAAAGCACACACUAUUUGUAAAGUGGAAGUAUGCUGAAGCAAAGGCUGCUGCAUACUAUUUCCAUGGGUUGAUUCUUGAUGAGGGAGACACGGAAAAAUCUCACGAGAUGGCAAUAUCCUCACUACAAGCAUCAGAGGAGUUUCUGAAAGAGAGUGAAAGGGCUUCAGAGGCCUUCCAUUCAACUCCUCCGACAUCAAGUUCCUAUUCUACAAGUAACCAAAUACUCCGUAUGUUACUGUAGAUUUGAUUUCCCAAUUGAAAUAGACCACCACAAUUACUGUAGCUAUAUUACUAAAGAGGUGUGGUUGUUUGCUAAACUGAAUUGCAGUGUGUUGGUGCUGCUUUGUUGUCGAACUGAACAACUAUUUUGAUGUUGUUGUUUUCUUGUUGAAUUGAAACAUGUCCUGCUGCUGUUUGA
Lolium rigidum is the source of this 1333-nucleotide messenger RNA. RefSeq lists its product as uncharacterized. The transcript is spliced from 12 exons. The record is from RefSeq and is a predicted model, not a curated record. NCBI's taxonomy places the organism in Eukaryota, Viridiplantae, Streptophyta, Magnoliopsida, Poales, Poaceae. Bases 194 to 1156 code for a protein of 320 amino acids.